This is a messenger RNA of Lytechinus variegatus (green sea urchin), 1757 nucleotides long. Its product is annotated as 2,4-dienoyl-CoA reductase [(3E)-enoyl-CoA-producing], mitochondrial-like. Bases 95 to 1114 code for a protein of 339 amino acids. The record is from RefSeq and is a predicted model, not a curated record. Gene Ontology annotation, cellular component: mitochondrion. Gene Ontology annotation, molecular function: 2,4-dienoyl-CoA reductase (NADPH) activity. Gene Ontology annotation, biological process: fatty acid beta-oxidation. The transcript has 7 exons. NCBI's taxonomy places the organism in Eukaryota, Metazoa, Echinodermata, Echinoidea, Temnopleuroida, Toxopneustidae.
UUGGCUAGUUGUAUAUUUUCUGAGCUGUGGACACGAUCGACUGAAGUGAUCUAACUUUAUUGUCAAGAUAUUCCAUUCGUAUACAUAAUAAGGAAUGUUGUCAUUUAUAACGAAAAAUAUAACAAGUGGAAGAAGUUGCAGCAUCGUUUGGUCUUCUAGCCAGCGGUCUGUGAGAUGUCUUUCAGGAACUCCAAAUUACUCCAGCAGCAAUCCUUCAGAGAAGUAUGAUAACCUGAAAGCUGUGAAGACACCAAUGCUACCUCCUAAUACCUAUAAAGGCAAGACAGCCUUUGUGACUGGAGGUGGAACAGGACUUGGAAAAGCCAUGACCAAAAUGUUAUCUCAACUUGGAGCUGAGGUUGCUAUUGUCAGCAGAUCUGCAGAUGUUUUGAAGAGUACAUCAGAAGAGAUCUCUGCUGAGACUGGAAACCCUGUCCAUCCAAUCCCUGCUAAUAUUAGAGAUCCUGAGGCAGUUAAAGCCUCCGUAGAUCAGUUUGUGGAGAUCUGUGGAGGUCUACCGGAUGUCAUCAUCAAUAAUGCUGCUGCUAACUUCAUAUCUCCCUCUGAACGGCUCUCACCCAAUGCAUGGAAGACAAUAGUUGAUGUGGUAUUAAAUGGAACUAUGUAUGCCACCCUAGAGAUUGGAAAAAGACUAGUAGAGCAAGAGAAAGGAGCCAAUUUCUUGACAAUCAGCACAACAUACGCAGCCCUAGGAUCUCCUUUUGUUACUCCUAGUGCCGCUGCAAAGAGUGGACUUGAAAAUGUUACCAGAAGUUUAGCAGUGGAAUGGGGUCGUUAUGGAAUGAGAUUUAACUGCAUUGCACCUGGAGGAAUCUAUACAAAGGGUGCCUUCGAUAGACUGGAUCCUACUGGUCAGUUUGCUCAUAAGCUUGUUGAAUCUACGCCUACUGGUCGGAUGGGAGUACAAGAAGAGAUAGCUAACCUUGCUUGUUAUCUAUGCAGUGACUAUUCAAGCUGGUUUAAUGGUGAAGUGUUCAUGUUUGAUGGUGGCCAAACACUGCAGGCUUCAGGAAUGUUUAGUGGUUACCUUCAGCUCACCAAGGAACAUUGGGAUCUAGCAGAAUCAUUGAUUAGGAAAACCAAAGGCUCAUAGUAACAACUGAUCACAUGACAGUCAUGUGACUGUCACACGACCAGUCUAUACACUGCUGAAGAACUUUUAUAUAAGUUCAUCUAUGAAAGAUCAACACCAACUUCAAUGUCUUUCAUUAAAACAUGCUAGAAAUGAAAAAAAUUACAUUUGUCAUCUGAGUCCACUGUAUGAAAGGCUAUCGCUACAUAUGAUAAAAUAAAAAUUUGACAAUCUGUGAUUCUGAAUGAGGUAAAAAUUUUGUUUGUAAUUGAAUGGAAACUUCCUUUCCUAAUGUCAAAAUAAUAUUACCAGCUGAAUAUUUCCUUAUUUGAUAAAGAUAGAAAGAGUUAAAUGAUUGCAUUUGUGUGAAGUUUAUGCGCUGAACCUUAGCAUGGUAUCAUGCAAUCAAAACUCAUCAGUAUGCAUUUUGUAUUAGUACCAUAACAAUGGUCUUGAAUAUUUGUACAUGGGUUCCAUUGUAUUAUUGAUUUGUCCUCAAACUGGCCAUAGAGGAUAGUAUUCCAAAAUGACUAAUUUUCAGUAUAUUUAUCUAUAAAUGUCAAUUUGAAUUUUACAGUAUGAUAUUCUACUCUGAAAUGAGUUGUUGAACAAAAGUAGGUAGAACAGGGUCAUUAAAACGGUAAAAUGCCAACUCGUCCACUCA